Molecule: messenger RNA, 1914 nt
Organism: Penicillium vulpinum
Lineage: Eukaryota; Fungi; Ascomycota; Eurotiomycetes; Eurotiales; Aspergillaceae
Product: TLD domain-containing protein
Exons: 2
Coding region: 1-1914 (637 amino acids)
Source: RefSeq, a predicted model, not a curated record
AUGGGUGCAGCACAAUCGAAUGAGUGUGCAUCAUCCCCAGAGGAGCUAAGCUCCGUGCUCGCUGAGCGUUUCGCUACAAAAUGCUUCACCCCAUUAGAGCUCACUCAUUUCAAAGACAACUUCUUCUCCCGGGCCUUGGAGCAAGGAGGCCUGCGGUACUGGAAUGAGAAAAUCCUCUCGGACUUCUUGGGUAUACCAGAUGGUAUCUAUACAUCUUCCCAUGAACAAUCUUUAGAUGCAGGACCGGUGAUUUUUCGCAUGGUUUCUUAUCUGGGAGCCUUCCCAUUCCAAAACACCCUCGCGCCAAGUGUGUUGACGUUUGAGGCUAUGGUCAAGGUGGUUGUGCUCUUGACUGAGCGCUAUGGAAAAGCGCUGAAACGAGGACACAAGGAUCGAACCAAGUUGCUCUUUGGUAGUCUGGCUGAUGUUGGGAGGAAGAAGCCCCCCGCGGGGUUUAAUGGAGAAUUUACGUUCAAGGAUUCCGAAACUUCGGCUGCGCAUUCCCACACGCAGGGUUUCUCCAUAGAUGAACCGGCCAACGAUGAGUACGAUGAAGAUGAGGAUGAUGAUCUUGCACUUGCAGCAUUGGAGUCUCUUGAUGCGAUUGAAGUAUUCAAACAUGAUCACCGUGUUGACAAGACCGUUUACGAGACCCGGAUUUCCAUCGACACCUUUCGACGCUUGGUUAUGCUACUGCUCGUUAUUGCGCCACUAAAUCCAUCGGAGUCUUUGAAGGGAUAUACAUCUGGACUGGAUGUUCGGCGAAUGGAAUUGGUCAAGAACGAAGCAGACAGUAUUAUUGUAGCCUUUUCACCGGAAGAGAGCGAUGGUGGGAUAUCUUAUAAGACAUUUGCCCGAACGAUAUCACUAUCUUUGCCAUAUCUGUUCGAUCCGCUAACUGCUCUGUUUGAGCACAUGCUUUUCAGCAAAAAUUUGAACCUAUCUCAACGCCGGCAAAAGGAUCUAGCCUCAGAGACUAAACAGGAGGAGAGCGAGGAGAACGAAGAACACCCAUCACCAACAGCUACACUCACUCUUCCGGGAAGUUUUGAGUCGGCCAUAUUAACCCCAACACUUACGUCGCAUCUUUCGUUCUUCCUCCCUUCCACAUCACCCGAUAUCAAUAUCCUCCGAAGUAGCAUCAGCCUACACCCCGUCUUCUCCACAAACGCCCACGGGUCUUCCUUAACAUAUUUCUCCCACCACGUCCUUACCUGGCAAUCUCCCACGCUGCUCAUCCUACAAGGAUCUUUAGCAGACUCACCCAAUGAAGAUUUAAUAACACUAGGCGCCUACAUUCCCGAAACGUGGAAAACCUCCAUAUCGACAUCAGGCUCAUCUUCAAAAACAUCCGACCUCCUCUCCUGCCUCUUCCAACUAUCCCCAAAACACAUGCUUCUCCCAGGCAACCCAUCUACAUCCGCAACGAAGCCCAACACCCCAACCGCCUAUUUCUCACCUAACACUGGUAUCGCAAUCGGCUGCAAAAUUCCCGCCCCGUCCCGCACGCACCAAACCUACCCGAGCCCGCAUGGAGCAGGCAGUCUGAUCAUCGACGCGAAUUUAGAAACAGCCGAGUUCCAUGUCGCACCCUUCGGGCACGACGGCACCUUCUUACCUGCUGCCAAUGCAUCCCCAGAAGACCGGCCGACAAAGUUCAAGCUCGAUCUAUAUACCCUGGAAAUUUGGGGUAUUGUCCCAGAUCCGGAAGCGUCUUUCUCUGCCGACCCGAACCUGAGUCCGGUGGAGAUCCAACGUGCAAAGUGGGAAUUCGAGGCACGGGAGGCCGAGCGCCGUCGUAACAUCAAUAUCAAGGCCGGGGCUGGAGAUCCGGCGACCGAGAGUGCAAGGUGGCUUUUGGAGGCGGCUGGAAUCAUUGGGAAUGAGGCGAGAUAUGCUGGUGGAAGAGUUUAG